Neofelis nebulosa (Clouded leopard) is the source of this 1931-nucleotide messenger RNA. It is a transcript of the gene DDIT4L, whose product is annotated as DNA damage inducible transcript 4 like. Gene Ontology annotation, biological process: negative regulation of signal transduction. Bases 1084 to 1665 code for a protein of 193 amino acids. The record is from RefSeq and is a predicted model, not a curated record. Lineage: Eukaryota; Metazoa; Chordata; Mammalia; Carnivora; Felidae. The transcript is spliced from 3 exons. Gene Ontology annotation, cellular component: cytoplasm.
GGUUUCUCCCCCUAACAGGGCUCGCCAGAUAUGUCUGCCUCUGGGAAUGACAAUCGCUCCUGACGAUCAGGAGGGUGGAAGAAGCCGCUAAAGUCCCACUAAUGGUUUUGCUUUUAGUUCUGUUGGCAAACUCCCCUUCAUUCAAGCUCCCGGCGCUCUGGAGCCAGGUCUAAUUAGAAGAGUCCCAGGUUCACCCUUCUCGCGGAGAAAACGCAUUAGUCAUGGAUGAAACCGCAGGAAGGGUGCCGGGAGCUCAGUGGAAGAUGAAGCCCUUCCGAAAAUGCUGGAGAGCCUCCGAAGCGGAAGAGGCAAACUAGAUCUGACCGCGGCCAGAAGGGAAGGAUGUAGAAACCUGGGACCUACACCGAGUACAGUUGACUUGGUUAGAGGCCUCAGCUAAGUGCAUAAAUGACGCUCGCUGAACAUCCAAGCAGACAUAAGCAAAGUGUUCAGUAUAAGACAGCAAAGCCUCGAGCCAUGGCAAUGGACGGAAAGGGCGGAAAGCCUCCAGCCGACCGGGACAGAAUCUGAACAGGGCACAGGCAGCACGAGAGUGUGCGCGCGCGCUGGGGGUGGGGUCGCGCCAAAGAAUCCGAGUUAGUAGUGGAAGGGGAGUGGUCAGUUUUUGGAGAGUCGUGCACCAGGAAUUGCGGACUCGGUGACCUGCGGCCCACCCAGGAAACAGCAGGUGUCUACCCAGCUGCGAGCUUAUCCUCAACUUCCUAGCGGCUCCCCUUGGGCUGCUGCAAGAGUCAGGGUUGAAUUGCGAACCGACCCCGGGAAGGGCGGGGCGCAGGGCCGCAGAGGGGUGGUGCAGGUGGGCGGGCCGCGCCUGGGUGAGAAGGCUGGGCCUAUAAAGUGCUCGCGGCCCUAGGGGCUAUGCUGCUUGUCGGAGCUGGUGCUACGUGGGCUUGGGGCCGAUCGCUGCUCGGGUCUGCAGGUCCCUGAGCCUCCGAGAGAGGAGGAGAGUGCUUGCCUCCGUUUACCCCGCAGCUCAGCCGGCGAGCGCGCCCGCCCCAGGGAACCCCAGGCAGCGCCCCGGAAAGGCCGUUCUGCCCCGCGAGGGAAACGGAGCCGUUGACCAUGGUUGCAACUGGCAGUUUGAGCAGUAAGAACCCGGGCAGCAUUUCAGAGUUGCUGGACCAUGGCUUCCACCCGGGGAGCCUGCUGAACGAUUUUGACUACUGGGAUUAUGUUGUUCCUGAACCCAACCUCAAUGAGGUGAUAUUUGAGGAGACGACUUGCCAGAGUUUGGUUAAAAUGCUGGAAAACUGUCUGUCCAAAUCAAAGCAAACCAAACUUGGUUGCUCAAGAGUCCUUGUCCCUGAGAAACUGACCCAGAGAAUCGCUCAAGAUGUCCUGCGGCUUUCCUCCACUGAGCCCUGUGGCCUGCGAGGCUGUGUUAUGCACGUGAACUUGGAAAUUGAAAACGUAUGUAAAAAGCUGGAUAAGAUUGUGUGUGAUUCGAGUGUGGUGCCCACUUUUGAGCUCACACUUGUCUUUAAGCAGGAGAACUGCUCAUGGACUAGCUUCAGGGACUUUUUCUUCAGCAGAGGUCGCUUCUCAUCUGGCCUCAGGCGGACUCUGAUCCUGAGUUCAGGAUUCCGCCUCGUUAAGAAAAAGCUUUACUCCUUGAUUGGAACAACAGUCAUUGAGGAGUGCUGAGGAGGAAACAUUUUAAAGGUCCUUCUUACAAUUGGAUAAUAAAACUGCGCAGCUGCCCCCUGAGAGUCAUUUGUAGUCACCCUGCCUGCUCUCGAGAAACCCCACACUGAGUCAUCUCCCUUCCAUGCCUCCACGUUGACAGCAACCCAACUAAAAGGCUGAUUGAUUUCAUGGCCUUUGAGAAAGGACCCGAGAAAGCGUACAUUCUCUGCCUGUAUCACAUGUUUUCACAAAAUGGCAUGGAGUAAAAGAAGCAAUCCACUUUA